UAACAAGAUCAUGAACAUUCUGCCUGAAGAACUGAAAUUAUUUCAAUCCCUCGAAACUUUAGAUCUCAGCAACAACAAUAUUUCUGUGCUUGAGAUGGGGUCAUUUCCUCCACUGGUGCUCAAGAACCUCCACAUUAGCAACAAUUGGAUAGUUUCACUGGAACCAGGUAUUUUUGACAACUUGGCUAACAAACUUCAAGUCUUGAAGCUGAACAAAAAUCGCAUUUCAAUCAUUCCGCAGAAGAUGUUUAAACUUCCCCAUCUCCAACAUCUAGAGAUGAGCCGUAGCAGAAUUAAAAAAAUAGAUGGACUUACUUUUCAAGGACUGCCUUCUUUGAAAUCAUUAAAAAUACAGAAAAAUGGGCUUGUUUGGCUCAUGGAUGGAGCUUUUUGGGGAUUAAGUAACAUGGAAAUUCUACAGCUGGAUCAUAACAACCUAACAGAAAUUUCCAAAGGCUGGCUUUAUGGCUUGUUGAUGUUACAGCAGCUUCAUCUCAGCCAAAAUGCAAUCAGCAGGAUCAGACCUGAUGCCUGGGAGUUUUGCCAAAAACUCAGUGAGCUUGAUUUAACUUACAAUAAUUUAGCAAAACUAGACGAUUCAAACUUUGUUGGUUUAAGCCUACUGGUAAGGCUGGAUAUCGGGAACAACAAAGUCAGCUACAUUGCAGAUUGUGCCUUCCGGGGACUGUCCAGUUUACAAACUCUGCUACUCCAAGGGAACAAAAUUAGAUCUAUUACUAAGAAAGCAUUUUCUGGUCUGGAUGCACUUGAACACCUAGAUCUAAGUAAUAAUGCAAUCAUGUCAAUUCAAGGAAGCACAUUUUUACAAAUGAAGAAUCUUAAAGAAUUACAUAUAAACACAUCAAGCCUUUUGUGCGAUUGCCAGCUGAAAUGGCUACCUGACUGGCUAAUAGACAAUAAAUUCCAGACUUUUGUGAAUGCCACAUGUGCCCAUCCUCAGGCAUUAAAAGGAAGAAAUGUUUUUACUGUCAGUCUAGAAGGUUUUGUAUGUGAUGAUUUUCCAAAGCCACAGAUAACUGUCCAACCUGAAACUCAGUCAGCAAUCAGAGGCUCCAAUUUAAGUUUUAUAUGUUCAGCUGCCAGCAGCAGUGAUUCCCCAAUGACUUUCGCAUGGAAAAAGGAUAAUGAAUUAAUAAGUGAUGCUGAAAUGGAGAAUUAUGCCCAUCUUAGGGCACAAGAUGGUGAAGUGAUAGAGUACACCACCAUCCUUAGGCUGCACAAUGUUGAAUUCAGUAAUGAAGGAAAAUACCAGUGUGUCAUAUCCAAUCACUUUGGCUCAUCGUACUCUGUCAAGGCUAAACUUACAGUGAACAUGCUUCCAUUGUUUACCAAGAUGCCCAUGGAUCUUACAAUCCGUGCAGGGACAACAGCACGGCUAGAGUGUGCUGCUGUUGGUCAUCCUAUGCCCCAGAUUGCUUGGCAGAAAGAUGGUGGUACUGACUUCCCUGCAGCACGCAAGAGACGCAUGCAUGUGAUGCCUGUGGAUGAUGUGUUUUUUAUUGUGAAUGUCAAAAUUGAGGAUAUAGGUCUUUACAGCUGCACAGCUCAGAAUACUGCAGGCAGUAUUUCUGCAAAUGCAACAUUAACAGUAUUAGAAACACCCUCCUUUUUGAGGCCCUUACUGGAUCGAACUGUGAUGAAAGGUGAAACAGCAGUCUUGCAGUGUAUUGCUGGAGGCAGCCCAUCUCCUCGGCUGAAUUGGAUUAAAGAUGAUGGCACUUUAGCAGUGACAGAAAGGCAUUUCUUUGCUGCAGAAAAGCAGUUGCUUAUUAUUGUAGACGCAGACUUUGAAGAUGCUGGGAAAUACACAUGUGAAAUGUCUAACACACUUGGAACCGAGAGAGGCAACAUUCGCCUGAGUGUGAUUCCUACUCCUACCUGUGAUUCUCCUCAAAAUGCUGCCCUGUCUCUCGAUGAUGAUGGAUGGGCUACUUUGGGAGUAGUGAUCAUAGCUGUGGUGUGCUGUGUGGUUGGCACAUCCCUUGUGUGGGUGGUCAUCAUAUACCACACGAGAAGGAAAAACGAAGAUUGUAGCGUCACAAACACAGAUGAGACAAACAUACCUGCAGAUAUUCCAAGCUAUCUGUCAUCCCAAGGAACUUUAGCUGAAAGACAAGAUGGAUAUGAGUCAUCAGAGAAUGGAAGCCAGCAUCACUUUGUACAGUCAUCCCCCAUGGGUGGAUAUUUCUUUCAACAGAGAGAAAGCAAUGGACGUUGUCAUACAGAUAGUUGUAGUGAAAAUGACUUGCAAGGUGUAACAGAUCCAUUCUUAUGCCAUUACCUGGGAACUUCAGGAAGCCUGCAUUUAAAAGAAAAUUUAUGUAGCCCAGAAAUGUUUGAAACAUACCAUACAGGUAAUUUAUAUUACAUGCAUGUUUCCAUCUUUUUUAGUUUUAACAGUCUUCAGUAAAAUUGUAAUUUUUUUUCCUGUUGGUUUUUUUAAGGCAGCAAUUCAGAGCAAAGAAUAGCAAACGUGGACCUUUAUAAUUCAAGCUGCUUAAAGAAAAAAGACCCAUAUAUCCAUUCACCUGAAGAUCCUUUUGAUCAAUACCUCAGUAUCUCUAGAAUACACAUGCCAAGUAAUAAGUUGGUUCCUUCUAUUUAUCCCCCAAGUGAAGAGAAUGUAAUAAGAAGCUCACAUCUAAAUGUAGACACAUGUGGAUUUAAGAGAAAUCAAGAACUCUCUUCUGUUAUACCAAGCACCACUUUCAUGGGUAUGUUUUAAUGGUUUUCUCGUCCACCCUAACCCUUCAGAAUCCUGGGGUGUAAUCCAUCUGGUCCUGAUUUGAACUCGUCUAAGGUAGA
Molecule: messenger RNA, 2826 nt
Organism: Thamnophis elegans (Western terrestrial garter snake)
Lineage: Eukaryota; Metazoa; Chordata; Lepidosauria; Squamata; Natricidae
Gene: LRIG3
Product: leucine rich repeats and immunoglobulin like domains 3
Exons: 13
Coding region: 11-2431 (806 amino acids)
Molecular function (GO): protein binding
Source: RefSeq, a predicted model, not a curated record